UCACUUUGCCUCUCCACGUUUCCAAGUAGCUGCCAGGGGAGAUCCUCAUCCUGAUCUCUCCGUUCAUUGGUGACACGAGACGCCCAUCACGCGGAGCUCGUCCCGGGUCAUUCCCUAUCCGUGUGCUCUGUCGGAAAUGGCCGUUUUUUCCCUUUCUUCCAUUGGACUGAGCCGAUGUCAGUCGGUUUGCCUCACGCUGAACCCAGUCCGCCUCUCCGGCUCGCUGUCUGCCGAGUCCGCCGUCAUAUUGGCUGCUAGAAGCAGCAACGACCACGGCAAAAAAGAAGACCCUCACCAUGUCGAAGAACGGGUUUUUGCGGCGCUCAAAGAAUAAUUUAGACUUUUAAAUAUUUUUGAUCACUAUUCAACUAUUGAUUUUAAGAUAUUCGGGAUGAUACCAUCAAGUGUCCAAGUAUAUUUAGUGCUUUCAUCCGACACCGUGGUCCACAAGGGGGAUGUAUGCCUGACUCCUCUUAAUAGCCAUUUUUUGCAGACAAAGAGAGCUUUUGAAUAGGGCUUUCAAAAGGCACAAGGGUCCCAGGGGCUCCUAUUGAUGAAGAAAGUGGGCAACAUGUGGAGCAACCUGAAGAGCAAAUGCCAGACGCUCUUUCACAAUAACAGUUCAGGACCCAGUGAAAGCAGGGUUGAGGCUGAUGCUGUCCACUGUGUGUUGGAUCUUGGCCAAGGAGGCAGCUCAGGUGAGGCUGAGGCAUCAGAAGUCUCUAGCCCAUCAAGGAGCCUCUUGCCAAUGCCAAUGGUAACAGCAGGACGCCGCCAUCAUAACUGUGUGUCGGACAUCCCUCAGAUAGUGGAGAUCACGAUAGACAAGGAAACUGAGGAUGUGCGGGGAGGAUCAGGGGGUGUUCCCCUGGCUCGGAGAGACUCUUAUUCCCGUCAUGCUCCAUGGGGUGGCAAGAAAAAACACUCAUGUUCCACUAAAACCCAGAGCUCUCUGGAGGCAGAUAGGCGGUCAGGACGUUUACGAGGGAGUGGGAAUCGUAGAGACAGGCGUUAUGGAGUCAGUUCCAUCCAGGAGAUGAGUGACUCUGUAUCUGGAGGACGCAGUCUGAAUGCUCGGUCUUUGCGUCAGCGGUUAAGUGAUACGGUAGGACUGUGCCUACCCUUGCCCACUCACAGACGCUCCCGCUCAUCUAAGAACCCUGUCACCUCCAAACGUAAGAUUCACCUGACAGAGCUCAUGCUGGAGACCUGCCCCUUCCCACCAGGCUCAGACCUUGCACACAAGUGGCACUUGAUCAAGCAACACACAGCACCGGUCAGCCCGCAUUCCUCCACUGCCCUGCUGGAUGCCUUUGACUCGGCCCACCCCUCCCCUGAGGACGAGGAGGAACGUCUGCGUGAGCGCCGUAGACUUAGCAUCGAGGAAGGUGUGGACCCACCACCUAAUGCACAGAUCCACACCCUGGAGGCCUCAGUGGCAGGCUCGUCUCUCUACAAACUGGGACCAAAGAUGGCUCCUGGCAUGGGAGAGGCCUCUGGGGAAGGCCGAGUGUCAGGGGCUGGUAGCUCUGUGAGUGCUGGCUCAUCAGGGUCCUGUGGGCAAGUGUUGGGAGGUGCAGCAUCGGCCCAGGACUGCGACUCUGAGGAGGAUUCAACCACCCUCUGUCUGCAGGCCAGGAGGCCCAAGCAGAGGCACGCCUCUGGGGAUGGUCACUUGAGCCGGCAGCAGCCUGGGCCCUGGAAAGUUCACACCCAGAUAGACUAUAUCCACUGCCUUGUGCCAGACCUAUUGCAGAUCACAGCUCUGCCCUGCUACUGGGGUGUGAUGGACCGCUACGAGGCUGAGGCGCUGUUGGAUGGGCGACCAGAGGGCACCUUUCUGCUGCGCGACUCAGCCCAGGAGGACUACCUCUUCUCCGUUAGCUUCCGCCGUUACAACCGUUCAUUGCACGCCCGCAUCGAGCAGUGGAACCACAACUUCAGCUUCGAUGCUCAUGACCCUUGUGUUUUCCACUCUUCCACCGUCACAGGACUGCUGGAGCACUACAAGGAUCCCAGCGCCUGCAUGUUUUUCGAGCCGCUGCUUACAGCGCCUCUCCAUCGGACCUUUCCCUUUGGCCUGCAGCACCUGGCACGAGCCGCCAUCUGCCGCUGGACCACUUACGAUGGUAUAGGCUCUCUGCCGCUGCCCCCUGCCUUGCAGGACUUCCUCAAGGAGUAUCACUAUAAACAAAAAGUACGAGUUCGCUGGCUGGAGAGGGAACCACCACUCAAGGUCAAAUAGAGUGGCCUUCUCCAUAGCCUGUAUACACACUGCAGCAGGAUUAUAGAACUACAGAAAUUCCUCAUUAGCCAGUUAGAGGCUAUACUGAUAUGGCUGUCUUUCUGGAGGGGGAUGGCAAUUAAAUGUAACAAGCUAUACAAGAUUCAUUCUAAUCUUUGUUUUAGUUAUUACUUACAUCACAGAAAAUACAUAUGAUUAUAUUCAGUAUAACGCUGUCUGGCAAGCACAUGUUUUUGUGUUGAACAGGUUGUUUUGACAGGGAGGGAAGACACAAAUGUUGGCACUUUGUGUCUUUUCUCUCCUGCUUUUUUGCUAAAUGUCUGCCUGAUCCCAGGACAUCACCCUGCCUGUAGACCUGCCUGCAUGCAUCCCUUGUUCAUCCCAAAUUGCUGUUUAGGCCCACAUAGCUACAUUGUAAAGUUCACUUUGUGCUUUCUCUUUUUUCUUCUUCCUUAGCUUGUCAAAGCGCCUAGUGGAGCACCUCCCCAAGAGCAUUUUAAGUUGUGUGUGUGUGUGUGUGCGCGCGUGUGUGUGUGUGGGUUGAGAGGGCAACUGUAGGUGCUAUUGGUAUAUUGCAGUCGGAGCUCGUCCCAUGGAUAGAGUUACAUAAGGCACAUUCUUUGACAUCUCUUUGCACGCAUAAGCAUCAGUUAAGCCAGAGGCAGGGACAGAUACUGGGGUCCAUAGUGUUCAGGACAGCGUAUCAGGGAAAUGUCAUACUUUCUAAGGACUAUAGAUUAGUCCUUAAAAAACACUAUUUCCUCCUUAAGCAGUAAUGUUGAGUGAUAAAUAAUGAAUCAGUCUACUGUGUCCUGUUUAGUGAACAAGAAACCAUGUCAACUUUAUUCCCACUGUGCUGCAGUGCUUUCAAAACAUGAGAGACUUAUUGUAAGGAAAUAUUCUGACAAUUCCUCCCCAUUGUUACAGCUUUCAAAGCAGUCUGUCAGUUCUUCACUGGACACAGACACUUCAGCUCUGUGCACACUAUUGUGCAUAUAAACACAGUUCCUUUCUUCUGUAUGAAAUUUAGUACCUGUGCUUUAAAGUGUUUAGUUUCAUAUAUUUUCCAUAGCAUCAUUGGAUGGCAUCUGUAAUACAGUGUCUCAGCUUUUUAACCCUGGCAUCAAUUGGGCUCUGUUGCUACAAACAAUUUCUGUGUUUGUAUCUUUUAUACAAUACAGCGACACAGAACAAUGGCGCUACAUUCCCACCUUGAACAAGCUGCAUAAAAAUUGGCCAUAGACUAAUUGUAAACCAUGACUCCCAUAGCACCCCUUUCCUCCUAUAUUAAUAUUUCUUAUCACACCAUAAAAUGUGCUGACUUUUUUUAUUAUGAAGAGCACGAAUAAAAAUAAUAAUUAUUAUUUUUGUUAUUAUUGUGUAAUACUGUGAAACCAUGUUAUGUUCUGAGACUCUUAAUUUACCGUGAGGAUCUAUAACUCCCCAAAUACUCCUUUUGCCCAGUUGUAUUUAUAGUCAAAGCAAUGAAUGCAGGCAACACUUAUCGGUCAGGAGACUAGCAUAUCUUUGAGAGCUUUGGUCAUGGAAUCUGUAUAAUUCUAGUUGUUACUUGGGACAAAAACCCUACUGGCUAGCUGAUCAUUCCUGUUCUCAUUAUGAAGAGAACAGUAAAUGAAUAGAUAUAACCUAUGUGCCUUUUCAGAGAAUCAUUUCUCUUUUUCUAUUAUGAGUUACUCUGUAGUCCAAACCUGGAAAAGGAGGUCUUCAACACAGUCAACUUUGAUGCCAUCAUAUGAGACUGAAGAGAAUAAUAAUGAAUCACUAAGCUCACAUACUAAUGGUGCAAAUUAAUGUUUUUUGGAAGGUAUUCAAUUAUAGUGAGGCUAUGCUGGUUAAGCUAUGAAAGGUUAUUGCGAUGACAAGUUGUAUGUUAGUUAGAUCUGUUCUGACCUGUAUAGUUAGUGGGUCCAGUGAAGCAUAUUUCAAGACAAGAUCUCAGUGUCCAUCCCCCACAUGUGCACGUUCUGCUCUGCAAUGAGAGAUUAAGGUUAACUCUUUGAUUGUGAGCAUUUUGAUCUGAAUCCAACUUCUGAUGAUAGCACUCAAUUUAUGCAUCAGCAAUAGCAUUUAUUCCAAUUCUUGAUUAUAUUAAAUGCACAUUACAUAGCUUUGAAUGUGUGCAAAUGACUGUGGGAGGAUGAGACCAACACAGUGCUUCCCUUAAGGCUUUUAGGUUAAACUGUUUCUAACAUAAAUAUAGUUCAUUGAAAAGUAUGCAGAUGAAAAACCUGCAGGUAAAGUGUAAAGCAAACACAUUAAAGCUGAAACACACGGAUGAAUCAUGAAAUAAUAUUCGCAUGUUUCUUUGCCCAUGAAUAUCUGUGCCCCAUGCUCUUGCACAGAGAUAUCCGUUAUAACUGCAGCUAAAGCUAAAUCAUAUUUCAGAUUUAAACAAGUGAAAGUUGCAUCCAUACAGCAGUAUGUUAGACUGUUCCUCUUUGUUAUUGUAUUCAUAGAGGGGAGAAGCUGACCGUGUCAAGUUCACUUUUACACCCUAAAAAUCAGUUUCACUUGUAUAUCAGGGAGGCAACAAGGCAAUUUUUAUCCAUGUGGUACAAUAUCAUUUCUUAAUUUACUGAACAUUUCCUUUUAUAAAAGUCCCAAAUGUUUUCCACUGUGCCACGCUUUGUUCUCAAACAGCUUGAAUACGGCGCGUUAAUGCGUGUUCGAGUGCCAGGAGUGAGAGUUGGGCAGAGGGGAAUAAGGUUGACUUUUGUGUUGCUUGUAUGUGCACUUUUAUGUUUCAGGAUUUUUAGCAUCCACACUGUCAAAGAGAAGAAAUGUGUAUCUAUUUGAAAACCCACACACAUCAUACUUUCUUGCUCACUGUCACCUGUCUGUCAUGCCACUUCCAAGCAAUAGCAACAACUUGUUACAGUGCUCCACCCCUCUUGAGGCACUAAUAACAGGCUAAUUUUACCAUGUUGGGAUAGAAGUUUACUGGGUACUAAAAGGGCCGCUUUGUUGCCGUAUGGCUGCUGUGUGGCUAUUUUGUUAUUAUUAUAUCCAACUGCUCUCUUCAUCUGGCCAUAUCCCUAACAUCCCUGUGCUGAUGUGGAGGUGACUGGUGUUGAGUGAACUAAGGCCUGUUUGUCCUACCCUCUACACCCUGUCCAACCCUGUUAGGGCAAUGUGAGGCUGAAGUUAACAUUGAGGAGGAGGAGGAGCGGGCACACAGAGUGCUGACUUCCUGUUGUGGCAACAGCGUGCUCACAGAGAGGGCUAGGGAUUUGUUGACUUAAAUAGCACUUUAAUUGUGUAUUUGUUUUCUACGGUGCAGUCUGCAAGUAUUAGGACAGUGACAGUUUUUGUUGUUUGUGCUUUAGCAACAGCAUAUUGGAUUUGAAAUGACAGUAGGGCUGCAAAGUGACAACUUUGUAUCCAUACUGGGUGAACAUGAAAAAAUUGCACAAAUUUAACAAAUUUAGGUCAUAAUAUUUAAUCACUCAAUUUUAUUAUAUGCUGAUAUGUAUGUGAGCAGCCAUGUAACGGCCAACAUCUUUCUUUUUGAUUGUUUUUGCUUUCAGUCUGUUCUUAAGCAAGUGAAACAUCCUCAGUUGAGCUGAGGUCAGGUUACUUGGCCCUGUAAAUAUAUCGAGAAUCAUUGUAGACCUGCUUUGCUAAAUUGUAUAUAAGAGCUGCAACAAUUAAUUGAUUAGUUGUCAGCUAUUAAAUCAAUUGCCAGUUGAUCUGAUAACUGUUUAAUCAGUUUGAAUCAUUUUUAAAAGGCAACUAAUCAAUUAAUCAAGAAAAUGAUUGGCAGAUUAAUUAUCAAUGAAAAUAGUUGCUAAUUGCAUCUUUGUUGCAGAUUAAAAGGUUACAGUUCUCACUUUAUACAUGCAGUACAGAUUUGAACACAUACCAAAGGCUGAGAGUUAGCACUUCAACCUUAAAUUAUUGUUUCAUUAUCAGUAUGCUGCCCUACAGAGCCAAAACAACAACAAAUUUCUGACUGUCCAAAUAUUUCUGGACAGCACCGUUUAUGUGUCAGCCCAAGAUGGCGAGACUUGUGUGUGUUAAGAAAAAACUGAUGGUCCUGAAAUAUUUCACUCAUUCAGGCACGGUAAGCUGUGUCGAUGGAGUUGUAUUCUCCACCAUGCUGCAGACAGAUGGUGCAUGUGUGUAUGUUGCAUGGAAGUAUAUCGGUGUAUGGUCAGAGCCACAUGGAGGGUCCCAGUGGAGGGGAUGCAGAGUCGACUGUGAGGGGUGAUGGCAGUGACUCCUAUGAACAAUGCCUCUUUGCCCCCACCACCCAUCCCACCCCCCACCCUUAAUCUCAGGCAGGCCCAUUGAAAGGAGAGUCCCAGGACCCUCUCAACCCAGUUUUCCCCAUGGGAAAUAUCUGACAUUAACUGUAGCACAUGUUUGCCAUAUAACCCGUAGAUUUAGGAGGGGAAAAAAAAUCAUUGUAUGUAUGAUGAAUGGUGGAGUUCUAUAGUAGGAGCCUGAUGAAAAGAAGUUUUAUUCUUCUGUGGUGCAUUAACUGUCUGGAACACACGUAACAUUUGCACACACGUUCUAUCACACUUCAUCUGACACCUGCACUAGCCCAGGUAUUGACACACAUCCACACAACCCCAAGCUAAGCCAGGGAUGUGUACACAUGGACCACAUUUAACCAGCACCACCUUUCUGUGUUACUGCCCCCCAAAAAAGGGAAAGCAAGGAUGGGUGUUUACGUGUAUAUUCUAUGUUCUUAAGCAAAACAAAAUGCCGUGAAUUGAACUAUCUUGACCUUAUAUUGUCAUUAGUAUGACGCUAUUUAGCUGCACUAUGAGAGCCUCAUUUGUGGCAAGAAACCACUGGGUCUGGUCUGGAUGAGAGACAGGCUGGUUGUGUCGCUACACCCCUGGAUAAAGGACUCCUACCCACACCUCAGUACAACUCGUGGUUUUAGCUCUUAGAGGACAAACAAAUGAAAAAAAAAAGAUAUAUUAAAAAAUUUUUUCAUGUUCCCAUAAAUAUUUUAGAAAGCUGGUUUAAGUGCUAUAUGCAAACAGAAAAAGAUGUAUGAAAGAAUUAUUAUUUUUCAUUAUAACUUCUCCCUAAUAUGCAAUGGAGUGUAGUGUAACAAUGGUUGCAAUCCUCUGUCACUUUAAUGCUGUAUGUGCACAUUGGUUGCUGUGUGGAUGUGGGUGUCGAGACAACAGGACUUGACAAUGAUGGGAACUAAUGGUUGUCACUCUGAAGCACCGGCGUGUUCCCAGACUGCCUUAUUCGUUCUGACCAAUCACAAGAGCCCUUUAAAUCCCGGGCCGCAGCCACCGCCACAGGCUGCCCAAGCUGUCGUCAGACGAAUAUCGCUGUUCCAUUUUCUUCUGCUUUUCCUCGCUCUUUUCUUUCCUUUUUUUUUCUUCUUGCUGUCAGGUAGGAUUUGGAGCAUGUAAAUGGCUUAAUCAUGUUCACAUUUCACUGUCUGUUCUGUGUAUCUCCUUCACCAUUCAAAGAGAAAAAAAAAAGUCAUUUUCCAGUAUAACCUGUUCAUUUUUAAGAGCCGUAUGAUGCGACACAUGUAGCUGUCACUUUUGGUGCUUGGCUUAUGCUUCAUUGUCUUAAUAUUCCAAAUAAAACUGUUAAGUGUAAUCCACACUGGCCUAUUA
This is a messenger RNA of Scatophagus argus, 7866 nucleotides long. It is a transcript of the gene socs5b, whose product is annotated as suppressor of cytokine signaling 5b. The transcript is spliced from 2 exons. Lineage: Eukaryota; Metazoa; Chordata; Actinopteri; Scatophagidae. Bases 554 to 2245 code for a protein of 563 amino acids. Gene Ontology annotation, molecular function: 1-phosphatidylinositol-3-kinase regulator activity. Gene Ontology annotation, biological process: intracellular signal transduction; phosphatidylinositol phosphate biosynthetic process. The record is from RefSeq and is a predicted model, not a curated record. Gene Ontology annotation, cellular component: phosphatidylinositol 3-kinase complex.